Molecule: messenger RNA, 240 nt
Organism: Knipowitschia caucasica
Lineage: Eukaryota; Metazoa; Chordata; Actinopteri; Gobiiformes; Gobiidae
Source: the annotation of a GenBank genome assembly
AUGUCUGAAAGGGGGGUUCUUUCCAGAUCUGUGUUUGACAAAGGGCAUGGCCAGCUUCACUUGUGCUGCAGACGAGACACACCAGUACAUGGUCGCUCCCUCUGCCUCUGGAUAUCAAAGCCGAUCCGGUUCAAUCUCGUCCCUGUGACCCCAUUCAGCUCUUGGUCUCUACACUCUACUUUAGACUCCAGCGAUGUCAGCCUGCUCCCUGCCUUCAACUGCCAGCUCAGCAAGUGUUGA